Sceloporus undulatus (fence lizard) is the source of this 7454-nucleotide messenger RNA. It is a transcript of the gene ARK2N, whose product is annotated as chromosome 2 C18orf25 homolog. Gene Ontology annotation, biological process: ubiquitin-dependent protein catabolic process. Gene Ontology annotation, molecular function: ubiquitin protein ligase activity. The record is from RefSeq and is a predicted model, not a curated record. Bases 323 to 1498 code for a protein of 391 amino acids. Lineage: Eukaryota; Metazoa; Chordata; Lepidosauria; Squamata; Phrynosomatidae. The transcript is spliced from 4 exons.
GGUGACAUUUCAUCUCAGACUCUCUCUCCGAGGAGGAGCCCCGGCCCCUCAUGGUCCAGCGGGGCCUCUCCGCGGGGCCCCAGGCCGGCAGCAGCCACCCAGGAAGCAGAGGCCGAGGCCGAGGCGGCCCUGUGAAUUUGGUGGUGAAACGCAACCAGAAUGACAAUUUUGGACACUCAGCUCUUCUGUCCAUGGAACAGGUACAGCAGCGACAACAGUAGUUGAACGAUCGCUCUCCUGCUGAAGCCCUACACUAGUUUGCACUAUCCACUAGACUCUGUGCUCCAUGCUUUUGAGACCAGGAGAGACUUAAAACUCUGAAAUGAAGAUGGAGGCAGUAGAAAAAGCAGAAGAACUCAUUGAUCCAGAGGUCCCACCAAAACUCCCAGAAAAACAAGAGGCCGUUCUGGGCGAAGAGGGAUCUAUAGAACUAGAAAUCAACACUCAAAAAGAGAGCGGAGCUGUUGCAGAAGAUUCAACAGUGCUUGCUGCAAUGCCAUGCUUGCUGAUGGAACUGAGAAGGGACUCCUCAGAAUCUCAGCUAGCAUCAACAGAGAGUGACAAGCCAACAGCUGGUCGUGUUUAUGAGAGUGACUCUUCCAACCAUUGCAUGCUGUCCCCUUCUUCCAGUGGUCACUUGGCUGAUUCAGACACUCUAUCUUCUGCAGAAGAAAAUGAGCCCAGCCAAGCUGAAGCAACGGUAGAAGGAGACCCUUCUGCAAUGUCAGGGUCUACUGUUGGGAGGAAAUCCAGGCGAUCCAGGUCAGAAAGUGAAACCUCAACAAUGGCUGCAAAGAAAAACCGGCAAUCUAGUGAUAAGCAGAAUGGUCGUGUCACUAAGGUCAAAGGUCAUCGAAGCCAAAAGCACAAAGAGAGAAUUCGGUUAUUAAGGCAGAAACGAGAGGCAGCUGCCCGCAAGAAAUACAACCUGCUGCAGGACAGCAGUACCAGUGAUAGUGACCUAACCUGUGACUCAAGCACGAGUUCAUCAGAUGAUGACGAAGAAGUUUCAGGAAGCAGCAAGACAAUCACUGCAGAGAUACCAGCUGGCUUCAGUCGUGCUGGGGGAUCUGAAGGAGCGACCAGGGAAAUUCCAGGAUUGCUUGACAGGGGCACCGUAUGGGAUAGGAACUGCAUAGGCAGUGUCCUAGAAGAGGCCAUGAACUGCUUUGCGGAGAUGCAGAGGCAGACAGAGGAAAAGUUUCGGAUGUGGAUAGAAAAGCUAACCCAUCUUGACACGGAUGAAGAAAGCAAGCAGCAACUGGAGCCCAGAGAACUUAAAGUACCAAUAGCUGGCCAAAGAAAUUCCCCAACUACUCAGGCAGGGGUAUUUGUGCAGGUGCCUGUACUUCCACAGCAGUCUUUUAAUUCUUACGUGAGCUAUCAAAACACUGAAACGGCCUUAGAGUUUCCAGCAAGUAUUAAUAACAAUUUUCCAGCCAACUUUCCUGAAAAUGGGAACAUUGCAGAAUCCAACUUGAAUCAUUCGCAGACUUAACAUGGCUCUCAGUUUCUCCCUUUUGUCUUGGAUCAUACUUCAAAAGCUGACCAUUGGGUUCCAUAGGAAUUUUCAUUUUUUGCUUAGGCUUUCUAACAGCCAGUCAUUUGUUUUGUUAUGUUUCCUGAAAGAAAAAUCAAUGUACUUGGGUUGACAUUAAAGUGCUUCUCCUCCCCAGCAUACCAUCAGCAAAGUGGGGCAAGCUGAACAAUUUUGCAAUCUUCGUGUGUGUGUGUGUGUGUCUUACUGUAGAAGCAAUUGAUGUAUUCCCCUUUCUGCUCCUUUUGCAUGCCAGAAGUGUUUACUUGUGAAAAUAUAAAUUUGGAAUUGAAAGAAUCCUUAUGUACCCAUCUAGUAUGUCAUGUGAAUAUUUUCUUAACAGAUUGUAGUAUCUAGAUUGUGCAGUUUGAACAAAAUUAUAUAUUGUGUAUCAUAUUUCUUUCAUCUCCAAUUAUCUUGAGCAGAAGUUUGCCAGUCUGUGAAUUUGGAUAGAUUGGAUAAGUCAGUAUUCAUAUCCUCUCCACUAGCAUUUAUUUUCCUCACACAUUUUUGUGUUUGUAACAUUUAUAUUUAGAAAAGUAACAAACACUGAAGUCCAUGGUAGUUUGAGAGAGAGAAGCAAUAGGUCUGUCUACUUCAAAAUGUUGAAUAAAAGAAGUUGAGUAAGGUUUUCCUGUACCAAUGUACUUGCUUUAAAGAUUUUUGCCACCUGUCUAAACAGAGCAAAAGUGCAUGUGUGCUGUGUAUGUCUAGGUUGUGUCUCCAUGUCACAACUAAAUGCCAGAUCAGUUCUGAAAUAAUAAAAAUUGAGUUUCAGAACUUGAGGUUUGGCCUGACAUGAAUGAAUAAUUAAAAUAUAUUAGCUGCAACCCAGGGAGCCUCUUUGGCAGAUCAUGCAAGGACCAGUUCCUGCAUGAUAAAUUACUUUUGAAACUAACAAUGUAUCAUGCCUGCCUUCAUAAUGCUUAGUUCAAAUUGCUGAAUGGACUAAAGUCAGCUGACUAACUGCAAGUAAACUGACAUGCUCAUGCAUUGCUCUUGGGGCAGAAAAAGUUUCAGCUCCCCAAAAUAGAAAAUAAAUGUGGAGAUGGAGCAUGCACAUAUGCAUGCUAGAAGUUUCUCUAUGCAGUGUUGUUUGUGUGGCUAUUCUGAAUCAUGGAUAUAUAUAUAUUUUUAAUCCAUGUUUCAAUAAAAGCUUUUUCUGAGCCUUCACUGGACUAUACUCCUAAACUCGCUGUUUGGGACUACCCAGGCAUUAAUUCAAUUAUUGUAAUUAUUUCUAGGUUUACGUUAAGCUCUACGCUUGGGCUAUAGUUUAAUGUUAAAUAAUCAUGCCUGCAAAGUUGUUGGUUAAAUAAGUUUCAGAAUCAUAAUUGGACUAGGGAAAACUGACUGUUCUUACCUACUUCUGCUUUCAGUGGGAAAAUAAUUUGGGCUGGCAACACAAAAUUUACUGUGUUAAAGGCACCAAAGAAAAAAGUUUUUAAAAGUUGAACUCUUGUUCUAAACAUUUAUUUAGAAUUGAUCCAACUUGAGCAAAAACAAACAAACCCUGAGCCAUUAUUUCUAGCAUGAUGAUAAACUUAUUUGUUCAGAAAUAAAUCCCACUGAGUUCAGUGGAACCUGGUAAUAAUUUUGUUUAGAAUUGCAGCCUAAAAUUUGUAGAAGUUGGCUGAAAUCUAAAAGAUAGCUUCACUACCUCUGUGUGCCCCAAGAUACAUGUUAAUUUAAUAGCAGACCUUUGGGGCCUUUUGCACUUUGUGAUUUUGAUAUGCUUUUCAUAAACUUUCAGAAAUUGGAGAUGGUAUAACCACGUCUUUGGUAGAACCUAAAGUAACUAUUUGGCUUCCUAUGUUUUACUUCGGUCUCUGCUUAAUUUGUUUGAAAUAAUGACCUUUAAUUUCUCUUGAAUAUCACAGCGUAUAUUGCUGUAUGGCCUUCCCUUUCAUUAAUGUGAUCUCUGAUAUUAUGAAAGCAAAGUAAAUUUUAAACAUGUAAAUAUAUUUCCUGCUCUAUCUGCUUUUUAAAGGAUGCACUUUCAGGGUAACUGUUUAAAAGGCUAUGCAGGAUAUAAUUUUGUGUAAAAACAAAUGUUAAUGAUUUCUAAAUCAAUUUUGGUGUUAAAUCUUUCCAUGUAUAAUUUUGAUAUGGAUAUUUUGAUGUGAAUUUGGUAUCCUCCUGCACUGAAAACCAUGUGUAUAUUUAGCACAAUUAAUUUCAAAGGAUAAGAUCAUUUUUAUUAUCUCAACAGGUCUGGGUUUGUUUUCUGCUUUUUGUUUUUUUGUUUUUUGCCUUGAAUAAAACAUUUUGUAUUUGCCCCAACUGAUUUUAAAGUUAAGACCUUGCUGUGAUUAUUUUGAAAUAAACACUUAGAGGCUUAAUAAGAACUGCAUGCUAAUUUAUAGGUCUUUUGAUGAAUAUGGAGACUACUUUUUAUAUAGCAUAUCGUCACCAAGAAUGUUAUGAAACAUUUUUUUUAAAUGGAUGGUACAUGUAUGUUAGAAACUAGAUCACCUGAGUCAGUUUACACUGUAGACCUCUCAAGGUAUAAUAAUUUUGAUGGGCGCUAAACUAAUUCAAACUGGCCUGAAAUGUUAGUAGAUUCUUUUCUAAUUUUUAUCCUCUUGAAUCCCUGCAAUCUUUGCUAAUUUAAUUUUGAAAUUAAAUGCCAUUUUAUUGAAAAGCAUCAAAGGACUCAUGGUGAUCAUGAGUCAUCAGGUUUAUGGUUUGGUACAUGUAUUACCUGUUUUCUGUAAAAUCCUGGCAUUUCUUCAGUAUUCCCAUAUUAUGGUUGGUAUUAUGGUAAUGCAUCUUGUUAAAACUGUUGUCCAAAAAUACCUAGCAACUGGAAACUGGCUUUUGAUUUGUUAAUGAUCAAGAGGCAAUGAAAAUGUAAUACUAUUUCCCCCUUACUCAUGGUUAAAAAGAGCAAGAGUCAACUGUGCCUCACUUUUUCCUGCUACUUUGAAUGGUUCAGGGAUAUGCCACCUAAUCUCUGACAUGGUCAGUCACAAAAUUUCAAUUCUGCUUUAGUAUUAACCACAGUUAAGGUUGGAACCACCAUUUUCUUUUAACUAUGAAAAGGGAAAACAGCCUUCACGGUCUAUUCCUGAUCCUUUAGCCAUGGUUAAGAAGGAAGAAACUUUGCAUCAGCAUCUAACAGUUUUAUUCACCUAUAUGCUUCUCUCCCCCAUUCCAUAGUAUUCUGUGAACAUGGGGGGGGGGGGACAAACGAACAAACCCAAAAACAUUAGCAAUGCAAUAAAUGGAAGAUACAUUAGAAACAAAGUAAUAACUUCUACAUUUGAUAUCCAAAUAACUUGUAAGCCUUAUUUAUAGAUUAAUAUGUCUUCAUUUGUUAGCUGUCCUUUUUGUCAACCUUGAAAAUAUUUUUUUUAUGUGAAACACAGUUAACCCAGCUGAUCAGAGACCCAUUCACUGUUUUCUCUGUAUUUGCUGCAAGUCACUUCUGUCAGUUUGAGGAAGCUGCAUCAACGUAUGUAAUUCUGGCAGUUUGAGAAAAUCUAGACCAUGGUAGAGAAGCCCAUGAUGCAACUCAUUCUCAGGCUAGUAUUGCCCUCCAUGAGAACUGGGAAAUACUGGCAUAGGAAGCAGCUGUAUCCUGGCCUUGUCCCACAUGUUGUCUUACCUUCUUACCAGAGUGAGAACUGUUGUAGCAGCUCCUACACUAUGAAGGUGUAAUGUACAGGGUAUCUUAAAUCUGUAUUCUUAUAAAUUAAUUGCAAAGUAAAUCCCAGUAAAUCAAUGGGACUAUUUCUGAGUAAGUAUGUGUUGUAUUUUGUGUUGAAAAUCGAGAACAAGUCUGUGGACCAGAAGCCCCUUGAUGUAAGGAGGUGCUCAAAAGGAGCCAUCCCAUAUUUGUGGAACCCAUGCUCCCUUGAAGUAAAGUUGGGAAUGCCCAGCAGUAAGGCAAGAAUGAGGGUAAGCAUUAAAACAAUGGUUCAUGCUAGCCAGCUUGUUCUGGCAUCAUGUUGAGCUGAGGAAACCUGCAUUAUGGACUACCUUAAAGCAGCUGUCAGAGAGCACUCUAUAGGGUCCGUUAGCAGGUACCCUCUUCUGUCGUUCUAGUGAUGAAAAGUAGAGCAAAGGGAUGCUUUUAGGACACCAGCCUGGAUGGUAAGCAGUGUGUGAACAUGGCAGUGGGUCAGGUAAAAAAUGCAGAGCUUGGAGAAAGAAUAACAUGCCCCCAACUCUGAUUCUUGGUGAUGCUCCUGCACCUUAGAAGAAGGGAAAUAUCCUCUUCCUAUUAUCAGAGCCUGCCACCCCUUUAACUUUCGUGAGGCCUAUCCAUGAAGGUAUAUGAGGUAUUGGCCAGAGGCUUUUGUUUUGGUGGCAGGUUUUCAAAUCCCAGUAAGAGAUACCUGUUGUCCAUUCCCCUGAAAAAUAUAUAAAGUGUUGAACCAAGAAAUGUCCAGCAAAUAAAUGAAUUAUAUCUGCUGAUUAUGCUCUGUGAGUCUCACCAAGUGAUUUUUUGAACAGAUUCAUUGCCUUUCUUUUGAUGCUGUCACUGUUAGAGAUUUAACUGUGAACUACCCCAUGUUCCAACUUGAUUAAUACUGACCAUGUGAUAUAGUUGGAAUAUUGUUUUCAAAAUGUUUCUUAAAAACCAAUGUCAUUUCUAAAUUCAUGCUAUCUGUUUCUCUCAUGUAGAGUCAUCACAUUGCAAUUGCUGUGUGUUUUUAUCUUAGCCAUUUGCCUUUUUUUUAAUGUAAAUUCACAAAACAUGAGUAAUUCAAUCCAUCCCUUCUUCAUUCAUUGUAUUAGUAUUUCUUUGUGUGUUUCUAGUUAUUUGUAUUUUUAACUUUAAAUUCAAAUUUAGGACAGCAACAAGUUUAUGAACAUUCUUGCUACUGGAGGUCUAAAUAUGUACAAGGAAAAGCCCAUUAAAAACUGGAUUCCAACUAAUUAGGACCACUGGAUGUAACAUUUCUUAAUCUUUUCACCAUCAUUCAAGAGGUCAGAAAUGCCUCUCAGGGUAUGUCUAUUUGAGCCAUUUAAACUGGUUUCCCCCCUGCCUUCAUGUCGCCCUGUCUUCACAACACAGGGCCAAAGCCCCAGUUUGAUUACAGUCUGUCUUCACAGUGUGAGGGCAGUUCUGCAUCAAAUCCAGUCUGUCCCUGCAGUGUACAAUUACUUACUUUUUGCUUCAGAUUUUACAGGAAAAUCCAGAGUUCUCUGAAGUAAUGCUGAGUGGCUGUUUACAGUUACACCACUGGCACAUGUCUCUCCUUCUGAGGUCACAACAAGGUUCCCGGCCAUUUGACCGAUGCUGGGCCCUUCACUUUCGACCUCGGAGGAAGUGACUUGUGGUGCUGGGCAACACAGCAGGAUGUGUGUGUAGAUGGCUGCCUGGUGUCAUUCCAGAAUGCAGAGGUAAUGGGGAAUUCAGGGCAUCUUCGGGAUCAGAUUACUCUGGUGGCAGUCUAGAGUAUUUUGGCCAGUGUAGACCUGCCCUCAGGCGUGCAUGUUUUUCUCAUCUUCACUUGCUCCCUCUCUUUCUCUUUUAAGCAUCGAUCAUGAUUUAUUGUUACUUCAGCAUGAAAGCUAAAGCUAAGUGCCACUACAGUUUCAAUUUUGUUUAAAGUUAACUAGGCACACAACAGCAAUGGGCCCAGGGCUGUGCAGAGUUAGCUUUGAAAAGGGAGAUAAUAGCUCAAAUUUCUGAGGGACACUCCCAAUCUUAACCAUGGUUGAAAAAUAAGAGACCUAUAUGUCUUCCUUGACCCUUAUAGCAAAAUGCACACAAAUAUCAUGUCAGCCUUGAAAAGCUCUGGGCUUUCCCUCUCUUAAAUGUUGCAACCUUGAUGCAAUAAAAAAGUAAAUUAUGAAACUUGGUUAUUUCUUCACAUAACCCAUGGAAUUAGCUCAGAAGUCAUUUCUUUAACCUUCCUGUGUAAUCUUCCUGCAACAAUCUUUCUCUGCUAUAUUUUUGUCC